This is a messenger RNA of Fonsecaea multimorphosa CBS 102226, 1716 nucleotides long. RefSeq lists its product as uncharacterized. Bases 1 to 1716 code for a protein of 571 amino acids. The transcript is spliced from 2 exons. The record is from RefSeq and is a predicted model, not a curated record. Gene Ontology annotation, molecular function: phosphatidylinositol binding. Lineage: Eukaryota; Fungi; Ascomycota; Eurotiomycetes; Chaetothyriales; Herpotrichiellaceae.
AUGGCGCAACCGGCGGACAGUCUAGCUUUGGACACUGCGACCACCAAAACUUCGACCAAGACAUCAUCUGGCAAUUCGACGUUAUGGGAAAAGACCAAAGGAUAUUCCAGUACAGCCUACGAGAAAGCCCUCAAACCAGGCUUCAACAAAGCCUACGCAGUUGUUGACAAGCUGGGAGCCCCUGUCAAUCGCUUGUCGAAUAAGAUCGGCUCCGAAGCAUUCUGGCCUACCACAUUGGACAAGGAAUCAGAAAAGGCUGCUCGUAUUCUGCGUGGCUUCUGCAAAGACGGAUUCUAUGAGCAGAUAGAAGAGAAGGAGGCUAAAAAGGUGGAAGACCGGAAUGCGACAGCCGUGGGUGUCCCGCAGGGCAAACAGCGGGUAAUAAAAAAGAUUCCAGCCAGUGUCAUCAAAAAUGCCGUCGGCUUGGCUAUAUUCACAACCAUGCGAACCGGCUGGCUAUUUGGUGGCUCUGGCGGUGCUGGCGUUAUUGUCGGAAGGCACCCAGAGACGAGAGAAUGGAGCCCUCCUAGUGGCAUUCAGACUCAAAAUCUGUCGUUUGGUUUUCUCGCAGGGGUCGACAUCUAUGAUACAGUCCUGGUCAUCAAUACAUACGAAGCCCUGGGAGCUUUCACAAAAUGGAGGACUACCUUGGGAACCGAGGUCGGAGUUGCAGCCGGCCCCGUAGGAAUCGGCGGUGCUCUCGACAGCGAGGUGAUAAAACGCCAGGCUCCUAUUUGGUCAUACGUGAAGAGUCGCGGUCUUUAUGCCGGAGUCGCCUUGGAAGGGAACCUCGUCAUUGAGCGGACUGACGAAAAUGCAAAAUUCUACGGAGAACCGGUUAGCGUUACAGAUAUCCUUGUCGGCAAGGUGCGCUAUCCGCCAGUCGAGCAGUACCAGGUGCUUCUAGACACCUUAAAGGCGGCUCAAGGUGACGAAGUAGACGAGAGUUUGCUGCCCGAUGCACCAGCUCCGAGUGAUAUGGAGAUCAUUCCACCAGGAGGAGGUACCUUUGGCAUCCCGGCCGAAGAUGAUCCAGAUCCAUAUGGAGUGAAAGCCUUGGAAGCUGAAGGAUUGAAUAUCCGAGAGGCUGGAACCCACCAAAGGCCAAGUGCUGAUGCUUUUGAGUUCAAGCCGUCGCCCACCAGUCCAAUCUAUUCCCAUUUCUCACGCAGAAGCGUCGAUGGCUCAAUUCGGAGCCGGACGUGGAGAGAAAGCACUCACAGCCUAGCUAGUGUCGAUCGGGGUACCCAGACCGAUGAGGACGAAGCGAAAAGUGCCGGAAAUAGUCCUCACAGAGACUCUCUAAGGGGACUUGAACAUUCGAGAAAACACAGCCAACUCGUGGAUGACAUUGGUGAAGAGCGACACGAGCGAAGAGAAUCCUUUUCUGACGUGGAUUCUGAUGUCGAGGUCUCGACAGCUGUACCAGUCAUGGCCCGUGCGAGAAUGGUCGAAGUUCCUAAGCGUGUUCCUCCAGCAUUACCACCGCGGAAUCCUGGUCGGGUAGCAUCACCUACCUCAGAAACACAGACGCCCGUCGAUGGCUUUGACAAGAUUGACUUGAAUGGCAACGCCGAAGAAAAACAUGAGGGCGGCCACGUUCUGACGCCAACUUCCACGCAUGAAGCCACUGACUCUGCAUUCCAUUCCGUACCAGUGACGCCCACUGAGGAGUCAAAGGGGAACCCUAAUGAGAUACCAGGAUCUUUUCAAUGA